Messenger RNA from Zalophus californianus (California sea lion), 420 nucleotides. RefSeq names its product 60S ribosomal protein L31-like. Gene Ontology annotation, biological process: cytoplasmic translation. The record is from RefSeq and is a predicted model, not a curated record. The coding region runs from base 1 to 420 and encodes 139 amino acids. Gene Ontology annotation, cellular component: ribosome; cytosolic large ribosomal subunit. NCBI's taxonomy places the organism in Eukaryota, Metazoa, Chordata, Mammalia, Carnivora, Otariidae. Gene Ontology annotation, molecular function: structural constituent of ribosome. The transcript is spliced from 2 exons.
AUGAUGAAAUUUGGAGUAGGCCUUCUAGGUGCAGAAGAUGAAGAUCUGGAAGAAGAAGAGAGUUUCCAGGCAGGAGAAUGCUGGCACAGAAAUAAGAAAGUGGGAUCUGGCAGACUAGCUCCCACAAAGAAGGGUGGAAAGAAGAAGAGCCAUUCUGCCAUCGAAGAGGUACUGACCAGAGAAUACACCAUCAACAUUCACAAGCACAUCCAUGGAAUGGGUUUCAAGAAGCAUGCCCCUCGGGCACUCAAAGAGACCCAGAAAUUUGCCAUGCAGGAGAUGGGAACUCCAGAUGUGUGCAAUUACACCAUGUUCAACAAAGCUAUCUGGGCCAAAGGAAUAAGGAACAUUCCAUACCGUAUCCAUGUGCAGUUGUCCAGAAAACAUAACGAGGAUGAAGAUUCACCAAACAAGCUCUAA